Messenger RNA from Pyrgilauda ruficollis (rufous-necked snowfinch), 2357 nucleotides. RefSeq names its product ADP ribosylation factor interacting protein 2 (gene ARFIP2). NCBI's taxonomy places the organism in Eukaryota, Metazoa, Chordata, Aves, Passeriformes, Passeridae. The record is from RefSeq and is a predicted model, not a curated record. Gene Ontology annotation, biological process: regulation of Arp2/3 complex-mediated actin nucleation; intracellular protein transport. The transcript has 9 exons. Gene Ontology annotation, cellular component: trans-Golgi network membrane. Bases 132 to 1277 code for a protein of 381 amino acids. Gene Ontology annotation, molecular function: protein domain specific binding; phospholipid binding.
GACGCCACUUCCGUCCGGCUCAGCGAUGACGCCACUUCCGGGCCCUUGACGCCACUUUCGGCGCGUCCGGGCCGAGGCGGAGCGGGAGCGGCGCGGGGGGGCCCGGCGGGGCCGGGGCGCAGGCCCUGAGGAUGUCAGACGGGAUCCUGAGCAAGGCAGCCACCAUGGAGAUCCCCAUCAGCAGCAACGGGGACACCAGCAGCCUGCCCGAGGAUGAUGGCCUGGAGCAGGACCUGCAGCAGGUGAUGGUGUCGGGACCCAACCUGAACGAGACCAGCAUCGUGUCGGGCGGCUAUGGGGGCACAGCCGAGGGCAUCAUCCCCACGGGCACCAUCAAAGCCCCCCCAUUUCCAGGCUCUCUUGUCCAUCCUCACCCCCCCCGAGGACCAUCGGUGCCCCCCAGCGCGCCCGCUGCCCGUAGGAUGGCCCGCCCGGCCGCGCCUCCCGCAGGCCCCGGGCUGCACCCACCACCCCCCGGACCCCCAGCUGGUGGAGAGGAGGUCGUGCGUGGCAUUGCCGUUGAGAAGUUUGACAUUGUCAAGAAGUGGGGGAUCAACACCUACAAGUGCACCAAGCAGCUGCUCUCGGAGCGCUUCGGCCGGGGGUCGCGCACGGUGGACCUGGAGCUGGAGACCCAGAUCGAGCUGCUGCGGGAGACCAAGCGCAAGUACGAGAGCGUCCUGCACCUGGCACGGGCACUCACGGCCCACCUCUACAGCCUCGUACAGACCCAGCACGCCCUGGGCGAUGCUUUCGCUGACCUCAGCCAGAAAUCCCCUGAGCUCCAGGAGGAGUUUGGGUACAACGCGGAGACGCAGAAGCUGCUGUGCAAGAACGGGGAGACGCUGCUGGGCGCCGUCAACUUCUUUGUGUCCAGCAUCAACACGCUGGUCAACAAGACCAUGGAGGACACGCUCAUGACAGUCAAGCAGUACGAGACGGCCAGGUUGGAGUACGACGCGUACCGCACGGACCUGGAGGAGCUGAGCAUGGGCCCGCGCGAUGCCGGCGCUGUCAGCCGCCUGGACGCGGCCCAGAGCCAGUUCCAGAGCCACAAGGACAAGUACGAGAAGCUGCGGGCAGACGUGGCCAUCAAGCUCAAAUUCUUGGAGGAGAACAAGAUCAAGGUGAUGCACAAGCAACUGCUGCUGUUCCACAACGCCAUCUCUGCGUACUUUGCUGGGAACCAGCAGCAGCUUGAGCAGACCCUCAAGCAGUUCAACAUCAAGCUCAAGACCCCCGGCGCCGAGAAGCCCUCCUGGCUGGAGGAGCAGUGAGCCCCCUGUGCCCCCCUGGAUGGAGGAGCACACAUGGACCUCAGUUGUGGCCGGGGGCUCGUGGGGGCCACAGCCCAGGCCUGGUCUUGGAUGGGGGGGGCCACCAGGUGUGGGGAGCUGCCAGUGGGCUGGGUCCCCCCUCAUCCCACAGCCUCUCCUCAGGGCAGGGCACAGCAGCUCCUCAGCACAGACCCCACAUAGCAGACAGCUGGAGCCCCCCUGCCCCUGACACUCCUAAGGGGGCUCGCUGGGCUGCUGCCCCCAGACACCCCACUCACCUUGGGGUGAGCCAGGACCUUCCACUGUCCCCCCUCUGCCUCCCCGGGGCAGGAUGAGGGUGCACCCCUCCCAGGCCCACUGCCAGGUUCCACCCAGGGAGCCCCCUGCCCUGUGGCACAGUGGAGCUGGGUGGGGGCAGCACUGGAACAGCCGGGCCCCCCCUGUGUCGGGGACGGGCUGUGGGGCCUCCCCACUGCACCUGGCACCCAGGGGGGCUCCCGCUCUGCCCGCCGCUGCCAGGGACACCCUGGCCCCCUCCAGGCUGGUCACAGUGUUUCCAGCCUGGCCGAUCAUGCACUCCUGAUUCACAGGGGGCUGCACCCCCCAAAGACCCCCCUGCUUCCCCAGGGCUGUGGCAUCCUGGGCUGGGCUGGUGAGGGGUCCCUGUGCCCUGCUGCUAGUGGCAGGGGGGAGUCGCUGGCCAGUCACAGGUCCCCUGGAACCCUGGGAGAGGAUGGGGGGCUCCAAGCAGGGACCAAACGUCAGUGGCGGCACAGGGGGUGCACGUGUGUCCAUGCAUGUCCGUGUGCGGGCACAGGCAUGUCCCGGGCCUGGGGCACCUGUGCUGCACAUGGGGGGCUGGGGUCCCGGCCAGGGUCCACCCCGACCCCAUGAGGGGCCCCCCCGCCUACCCCCGCACUUGGGCACUUUCUCCUGAGACAAAACUGUUGGUUUUUCUUGCUCAUUAAUUUAACUGAUAAUUUAAUGUCGGGAUCCGACUUCCCCCUGCCCGCCCUGGUGAUGGUCUGACCCCCCAACCCCUGACUUCUGUAAAACCCCGAAUAAAUGGACAGAUCAGUG